AUGGCGGGCAGGAAGCAUUUACGUAACGUGCGCGUAAGGCGCCACUGCCGAGUGACGCCAGUAGUAGAGCGUGCAAGCGUCGCUCACGUCGACUAUAGAGAAGCCGGCGAGCUGAGCCGUCCUCCGACUAGCGAGCGCUACGAUCAGCAGCGACACAGCCCUUCUACCUCGCUGGAGUCAACCGCUCCUGUGAGUCUGGAGAUGCCUGCUGCAUCAUCUACUUCGGGGCCGUCGCCUUCUCCGGAGGCUAGCGGAACUGAGCAGCGAUGCAGUCAUGGACCGCAGCGCACAGGGCGUCGGUCGGGCACCCCUAGUCACCGACAGCCGCCGUAUGGAUUGCGCUCUAGCUGCAGCGAGGGCCCUCAGAAUGACGUGCCUCUUUGUAGUAAAGAUAUGACUCUGAAGGAGUCAGAAGCAGAGAUGUGCGUACCUCAGGAAAAGGGUAGCAGCAGCAACACCAGCAGCAGCAGCAUCGAUAAGCACCGGAGAGAGGAACUAUCACACAGCAACGCAACCUUGCCAGUCAGUGCAGCGAGUGAGGCAAGUGGAAGUCCGCAGGAUCACCACCGCCAUGCGGGAGACGGCGAUUGUUGCAACGGCAGUGUUACCAGCUUCUUUACGAGUGCAGCCUCCAGCAACAACAUCAGCGGCAGCACCCCCACCACCAUCAGCACCACCACCAUCAGCAGCAGCAGCACCACCACCACCCCCACCAGCAGCAUCAGCGGUACAAGCGGCAGCAGCACCAGCAGCAACAUUGUCGGUGCAGUCACAGAGAGCUGGGCUCGGGAGAGUGGGCACAAGAGCGAUGACGUACAAUCGGUGGCUCACCUUGACGAACGCAACCCGUUCCAUCGGCACAGACUGCUCAACAUGGCUCUCCAGAAGCGCGCCGCGCUUCGCGAGAGCACUCGCAAGAAGCGCAAGAGCGCGAGCCUGCUGCGCGCCGUGCUCCUGGAGCGUACGAUUGCCUGCGAAAUGCCGCCGGUAUCGACCAUCACGCGACUCCAACGCAUACUGAUGUUGAUGACACGUAACCAGGACACCUGCCCAAAUCCGGGAUCAAAUGCCGGCAGUGAGACCGACUUGGGCAGCAGCUGCCAGCAACAAAAACAACAACAGCAGCAGCAGGCGCAACGGCAAGUAUCGGUGGCAUUAGCUCAGCGUCCACCCACGCCGAUACCCGCCGGUGUGCACACCGCAGUAAGCCCAGCGUCAAUUAUGCCAGCAGCGGCCGCAGUGACAGUGGCAGUAGCAAACGGCCACACAGGACCACAACAGUCGUUGUCGUCGUCAUCGACCUUCACCCCUGACGCCGCUGCACUGAACGCCGCCACGAUGGAUAUCAGUCCAGUGACAGCAGCAGCUCCGUCAACACCAGUCCCAGCGUUGUCACAGUCACAUCUGUCGCCAGCGUCAUCUUCCCCGUACACGAUACCCACACCGCUACUGGACGAUGGAGAGAAUAUUUCCGACGAGGAGAUCGAGAGCAUUCUCGGCUCUGCCGCCUCGUCAGCGGUAUCAGCAGGCGGGAGCUACCCAGGCAGCUACCAGCGCGAAGCAGAGUUCUCCGAAUGGGCGCAGUCUCUGGUGGCGCACGCGCCCGACGCCCCCUCCAUCAUAUUCUCGCCGUCCCGCGUUGCCGCGACGACCUCGGCCAUCGAGCAGUCCGUCCUGGACAUGCUCUCGCAGCCGUACGGCCCCGUCACCAUGGAGACGGUGAAGGCCUUGCAGGACGACUGUGUUGUUGCCGCUGUCACCGACGGGGAUGGCCUUGCUCAUGACACCGCCACCACCACUACCGCCGCUGUAGUAGCAGCUAUUGUUUCUACGGACACCAGCGGGGAAGAGAAGAAAGGUAUAUGCGAUACAAGCAACGUGUCCACGGGCGCCCCAAACGAGACGCAAGUCAGCAGUGCGGCGACGACAGCAGCAGCAGCAAGCACUAUGCGGGUAUCUGCGAACACUAAAACAGCAGUGGUGGUGCUGGUACCAUCCAGCCAGCGACCGGCGGCGCUGUUCACACGCUCGCUGUCGUCGGGACGCGCUAGUAGUAGCCAAUCGCCUGCCACAUCACGGCCUUUGAAGCGGCGACGCUCCCUGGACGACUCGUUGCUCGCGGCAAACGGUACAGGCGACGCCAAGAAGCCAUACCUUGGUUCUGCCGACACUGAUUUUGAUGACCAAGACGAUGGCGGAGACGGGUAUGUCGAAGUGGAGAGGGCGGUUGGACCUGCGCUAAUCUCGCCGCGUGGAUUCCACCGUUCCGUUUCCAUGCCGACGGGCAUGUGA
Sycon ciliatum is the source of this 2292-nucleotide messenger RNA. RefSeq lists its product as uncharacterized. The record is from RefSeq and is a predicted model, not a curated record. The coding region runs from base 1 to 2292 and encodes 763 amino acids. The transcript has a single exon. NCBI's taxonomy places the organism in Eukaryota, Metazoa, Porifera, Calcarea, Leucosolenida, Sycettidae.